CAAUGCUUACUCUGUACUCCUUAGUUAAUACAAUUUGAUAUGUGUCUAUUGAAUUGAUAAAUGCAGACAUGAGACUGUGGGUGUAGUAACUGAGGUGGGUAGAAAAGUACAAAAAUUUAAAGUUGGGGACAAAGUUGGGGUGGGGUGUAUGGUUGAAUCAUGUCAUUUCUGCGACGGUUGUGCCAAAGAUCUUGAAAACUAUUGUCCCAAAGUAUUACUCACAUACAAUUCCACAUACUAUGAUGGAACCCCAACCUAUGGAGGUUACUCUGAUAUCAUGGUGGUUGAUGAGCACUUUGUGAUUCGCAUCCCCGACAACCUUCCUCUUGAAGCCUGUGCUCCUCUUCUUUAUGCUGGAAUCACAACUUAUAGCCCUCUACGAUACUUUGGACUCGACAAGCCUGGUAUGCAGGUGGGUGUGGUUGGUCUUGGUGGUCUUGGCCAUGCAGCUGUGAAAUUUGUCAAGGCCUUAGGUGUUAAAGUAACAGUGAUUAGUACCUCCCGUGGCAAGAAGAAGGAAGCUGUUGAACGACUUGGUGCAGAUUCAUUUUUGGUUAGCCAUGACCCAGAUCAGAUGCAGGUUGCUAUGGGUACAAUGGACGGUAUCAUAGAUACUGUUUCUGCAUCUCACCCUGUCCUACCAUUGAUUGGUCUGUUGAAAUCUCAUGGAAAGCUCAUCUUGGUUGGUGCACCAGAGAAGCCACUUGAGCUUCCAGUCUUUCCCUUGCUCAUGGGAAGAAAGAUAGUGGCUGGAAAUGGCAUUGGAGGCAUAAAAGAGACGCAAGAGAUGAUAGAUUUUGCAACAAAACACAACAUAACGUCAGACAUUGAAGUGAUACCAGUGAAUUAUGUGAAUACUGCAAUGGAGCGCCUUGUAAAAGCUGAUGUUCGAUAUCGAUUUGUGAUUGAUAUAGGGAAUACAUUGAAAGCUGCUUAAUCUUCUUGCCUUGUGGUUCUUGAAUCUUUCUUUUUCUUUUAAAGUAUGUCUCUGGUUGUUGGAUAAGAAUAUUUAUGGGUUUUACAGUCAUGUAGUUUUGAACUUAAUUUAUCUUGUGUUAUCCUUGUUGG
Camellia sinensis is the source of this 1068-nucleotide messenger RNA. The record is from RefSeq and is a predicted model, not a curated record. NCBI's taxonomy places the organism in Eukaryota, Viridiplantae, Streptophyta, Magnoliopsida, Ericales, Theaceae.